AUGACCAUAACUAUCGUACCCCCCUCCAAAGCAGGUCACACGCCGACCCUCCUUCCCGACCUGCAAAGGCACCGAGAGCGAGAAUCAGGUCAGCCUCCAGGUACGCUAUUCCCAGGUCACAGGGACGCUCGAGCACCACCAGUUCCUCCUCCUGCUCCCCCUCCUCCUCCUCCUCCUCCUCCAAGCAGAGAUGGUGAAGGUCGACCUUGGAGUUGGAGGAGCAGGUCGUCGACGCAAGGAGCACCCAGGUCUGAUACUGGGUUUGGUCAGCUGGUGCGGAUCAAGAGGAAGGCCAUCGACUCGACCCACCUGUGGCCCGACGCGCUUGUGCCCUACACGUUCCAGCAGCCCGAACCCGACCGCCAGAUCGUGAAAGCGGCGCUGGCUCACUGGGAGAACCACACGUGUCUUCGGUUCCAGGCUGCCAACGACACGAAUUUCCCGCACCUGCAGUUCCGGAAGCUGUCGGGCUGUCGCAGCGGCGUGGGCAUCGAGGGCACGGGAGGUCAGAACAUUUCCAUUGGCGACAACUGUAAUAAGCUGGGCAUCGUAGUCCAUGAGGUGGGUCACGCUGUGGGCUUCUACCACGAGAUCCGACGUCCUGAUCGAGACGAGCACGUGGUUGUCAACGAGAAGAAUAUAUUGAAGGACGAAAGGUUCAAUUUCUACAAACUGCAUUGGCUCGAUGUUUCGAUCAAGUAUGAUCUGUCUUCUGUGAUGCAUUAUAAUACCUUGGAAUGGUCGGCCAACGAGCGGACGACAGUGGCCACCAAAGAUCCUAUGUUGCAAGGCCUCAUAGGCAUGUGGAAGAGGGAGACCUACGUAGGCCUCUCCCACCGCGAUAAGCUCCUGGCCAACACUAUUUACGGAUGCCUCGACACGUGGCUUGCAAAAUGCAACUUGAACCGGAAUCCUUGCAAGAAUGAAGGUUACCUGGGAGAAGGUUGCACGUGCAUUUGCCCGCCCGGCUCGGAGGGUCGACUUUGCGAAAUCGUCACGGGAGGCUAUUACGAUCACCUGAAGAGCCCGUGCAGCGUGGAGGUGACGUACCCGACCGUCAUUACUUCACCGAAUUACCCUAAUCAUUACGACGCAGGUACCUGGUGCGUGUACCGACUGCAGGGCGAGGAGUGCCACGCCCCUGAGAUCACCAUCCACGACUUCCAGAUGGGCCCGAGGGACUUCCGCGAUCAGUGCUUCCACGAUUACCUCGAGAUAAGGAAUGACACGCUCUAUGAUGGGGUCAUCAAGUGCGGGACGGACGUGGCUCGAGGCACGCGCUGGGUCGCCUCAAGCAACACCAUGAUCCUAUACUUCAAGGGCGAAGAAGGAGGACAUCGAGGAUUCAAGGCCACGGUGUCCUUCAACCCGAUUCCCGGAUGCUGCAGGACCCAUACCAACUCCUCGGCCUUCUUCCUGCACACGCCCGGGUAUCCGAAUCCGUACAAUGCGGAUUUCCAUUGCACGUACGCUGUGCCGCCGGAAGCCCCAGCGAAGGUAGUGGUGUCUGUAGUGAAGCGAGGAGGAGGCGGGGGAGGAGACCAGUGGACCUGCUCCCUCAGGCUUUGUCAGCCUCACGGACGCUGCAAUAGGCACUGUCGCGGACUAAGAAAACAGGGAUUGUCUCAAGAACAGACCAAAGAGGUUGUGUUGCCCAAUGUUGCGUCGUUGCACCAUCUGCAAUACAGCGGAGACCCGCCCCUGUUCAACGCGGAAUAUGCAGCUUAUCAAGUGGCAUUUGUAUUGGAGGAAUCUCCCUGUCACAAGAUCUUGACCGUGAACCGCACCGAACCGCAAGGCUGGAUCACCGUCGGCCCGCGGUUCUUUGAGCUGGUUCAGUGCGAGUGGUGGAUCGAGGCCGCGCGAGGAAGCCACGUCAAGCUAAGCAUCGUCGACCUCCAGCUGCCGGUCCACGAAGACUCCUAUCUAGUUGUCAACGAAGCUGGAGAGUCGUCUUACCCGCCCGCCACGACCCGAGUGUAUCCUGGCGACGGGGGAAACGUGCCCAAGUCCUGCGUGUCCUUGGAGCACAAAUUAUCGGUCGUACUGCAGGGGGAUUUCAUCACGGAGGUCACCUUGAAGUACGAGCUCUACGAGUGCAUAGACAAGGACGAAGAGUGCGAGUACUGGGCGGUGAACGGAGAGUGCGAGAAGAACCCGUUAUGGAUGAAGGUUUUUUGCAAGAAGUCCUGCUUGCAAUGCGAGUUCACGACCCUCUGCGACGACAACCACAACGACUGCGAGUUCUGGGCAAGCCACGACCAGUGUGAGGAGAACUACCUGUGGAUGCAAGUUCACUGCAAGCGCUCCUGUGGCCGAUGCGACGAGUGCUGGGACGCCAACAUCCUGUGUCCCGAGUGGGCCAACCUCGGGGAGUGUGAAGGAAACCCGUCUUACAUGAACCGCUUCUGCAGAAAGUCCUGUGGCCUUUGUCUCAACCUCAUCGCGACGACGGCGAAGCCCUCAGCUGGCCUCACUUCGGCGCCGUCGUUCCUCCCGACCGUCGCCGGGCCUCGCUCUACGACCACCACCACGACGACCACCACGGCGACGCCCCCGACGCUCACUCCCAAGCGCAGGCCGGGCAAGAAGGUCCCCUCGGGUCGCAAGGAGAAGGAUGACAAGGAGAACGAGACCUCGAAGCCCUCCAAGAACAAGGUCACGAAGACCCAGAGGAAGCCCGACCUGGAGCAGUACGAGAAGAACGACGUCAACAGGAUCUCGGACGACAAACGGAAGCCCAAUAUCUACGACCAGAAGCCACACGGCAAGCCCAGGGUCAAGAAGCCCUUCAGCAAGCCCCGGAGUCCAAAGCUGUUCAGGAUGAACAACUCGGUUGUGGACCAGGGACCUGAGGGCGGCAGACCUCCGGUGAACAGGAAUCUUCUGAAGGGCAACCAGACGCUGUCGUCUCUGCACAACAGGCAAGGAGGUCCCUAUAGACCGAAGAAGAAACCGGACCAGGCGAGACCAAACCUCAAGGCCGAGAACGAUUUGGACCAAGGACCUGGCACCGUCCGAGGCGAAAGAACACGCCACUCGCCCUGGCAGUCCAAGCCGAGGAAGGGGCUUCCUCAUCCCAGGCCGACAACGACCCCGCCGGACGUGCCUCGCCACUCUGCCCUCACGUCGGAUGCAGUUAGCGAGUCCAGCGAAGAGACAGAAGGAGGAAAUGAAACGCUGGCGCACGGAGGGGAUUUCAAGUCCCAAGGCCUCGCUGGAACGAAGCAUGCCGCCCGUAACGAGGCUUCAGUACACCCACACGCUUGUAGAGACCGGCCAGGAGGAUACAUAUGUGGAAGCAUCAGCUCUUCCAAUAGUAAAGGGGGAAGGGCGAAUCCUUACAUGAAGAGAAAUCCUAACAAAUCCAUUUUCAGAAGGAAAGACAACACAAGCAACAGAAGGAAUGCCAAUGGGACAAAACUCCAUGGCGGACGCGUCCAGAUGAAGAAGCACAAGAGGCAGAAGAAUCGCGGAAGAUUGCACAACAGAGACAACAAAGCUGAAAGGAACGUCACGGGCAGAGGUUUCCCGUUGACACACAAGCAGAAGAAGAAGUUUAAGAAAGGAAAGUGGAGAGGGCGCGACUGGAGGCAUCGGUCCCGCCACCCGAGCAAGGGAGGCCAGCGAAGCAAGCAAGAGACUUCUCAAGUAAGAAAGGCGCAGCAGGCAGAGGAUCUCGAGCAAGAGGCGGUGCGAGGACACCGGCGCUGGAACAGAAACAAGGGGAGACAGGCUGGAAGAAUCCAUCCAAAGAAGCACAAAGGAAGACGUCCUGGGCUGAACAGAACCAAUAACUCCACUGCACAUUCUAACAGAACCCAAGUACCCAUCACAACCCCAACUCCCUUAAAAACUUCCCCACACACAAACAUUUCAGUCUCUACCACAGAGGCAACAUUCACCACUACCCUUACUCCUGCCACGACUCAGAUCCCACUUACUUCUAAAUCUAGCCAAGUCCCAUCUAUCCCAACACCUACAGGACCUUCCACACUUAAAAUAGACUCAUUAACCAUUGAUACACCGACCGAGGACCUACUUUCCACUGACCUUCCCAUCGUAGAUCCCUCCGUACCUCAGACACCCGUGCCAGAUGUCCCGGAUUCUGUUUCACCCAGGCCUAGCGCACCCACCAAUACGACAGCGAAACCCAGGCUUAUGACAACUACACCACGCAACAACAGGACCGUGCCCACCCAUCGAAAGAAUAAACAUUCUCGGAAAAAAGGUCAACGGCGCAGUUCUCACCAAGAUCCCAAUCGUUUCCAGCCGUCCACCACCCCGAGACCUUUCGCGAAAAACGCAACUGUCCCUCCGCCCAACAACAGAAACGUCGCUGAAGAAGAAACGGCCUUGGCUCCACAGGGAGAACACCCCCACAGACACAACCACCAUGGAAAGCGGGGACGUCGACGCAAGACUGACAAGGACGAUGUGCAACACAACAGGAACAAGAAGGGCGCAGGGCACAGGUUUGAUAAACUGGAUCGCAACGCAACGCAUUCCGGACAGCAAAGGCACAGAGAUGGAAUGAGAAAGGUGGGCAAGAAUAAACACAAAUACAAAGCAGACAAACGCCAUGGAAAUGAUGAUUCUGUAGCUCGUCCAGGUGAGGGAAGGCUGCGCGUCCCACAUCAUCACAAUCAGGAUGGCGAAGAGUCUAAUAUUCAAGAUGGCUUAGAUGACCAAGAUGACGACCAAGGCACCUCCAGCAGCACGAACAAGGAGAGUCCCAGGAUGGAGGAGGAGGACGAAACCAUUACCGAAGGACAGGAUGAUUCAGAACCCGAGGAAGAUGACCGCCCAUUGGAAGUGGAUGGAAGUAGAGGACUUCACUUUAACGCCAAGAAGCAUGCCAAGGAUAGACACGGGCCUCGCCGAAAUAAACCAAACACCUUAAACCUAAACAGUACUUCUAAACCCCCCCUUCGUCGAAAAGGUAAGCAUUUCCUCAAGCGCACAGGGAAAACCGGGAAUCCCAGAUACGGUAAGUCUCGCAGAAACAAAGAGGCUCCUGAUUCCCACAAGAAGAAUGGCACCAUCGCCACCGCUCGUCCCAAUGUCAUCGUCACGGGCUCUCCUGGCCUGCACGAACAGAGCAGGGCCUCCGGACGAAGCGACAUAACCGAGAACCAAGUUUUGUCAACCGUAAAAUCAGGUCACCAUCACCAUUUCCCAAAGAGCGAGUCCCAUCAGCACGAAGAGGCCGAAGAGGAACCCGAAAGCAAUGCAGUCCUUCCGUUCGAUGUUGUGGACGAAGACUGGAAGAACAAGCAGGAAAUGCAGUUGGAUGCCACAAGCACUGUUUCGUCUCUAAAUCCUGAGAAGCUUCCGACUCAGACGGAGGCGGAGAAAGACCAGGAAGAUAGAAGUGAGAGUAAAAUCAAUGUGGAAAACGUAGGAAAGGGAGAGAUGAAAAACACAGAUGACAUUUUAGAGAAGGAAGAUGAAGACGAAGCAGGAAAUGAGGAAGGAGUCGCAGAAGGUAGUGAAGACGAAGGAGAAGAUGAGAAAGCAGAGGCAGAGGCGAGCGAAGACGAAGAAGAGGCAGACGAAAAAGCCGACACGGAGGAAGCGAAUGAAAACGAACACAAAACAGAGGAAACGUUAGACUUAGAGAUGACCGAAGACGAAGACACUGCUCAAGAAAGGGCGCCUAGAAGGUCGCCGGAAAAAUAUGCAGAAUGGGGCAUUGGACCGCUCAGACCCCCACACCGAAGCUCGCGGAGAUCCCGUCCGGGUUGGAGAUUCCAGAAGACUUUUUACAGACGAGGCCACGUCUACGAGGACAUCCGCAGGAAGGAGAAGUCAGGAGGGAGUGACUUCAUCGCCAGACCGUCGUUGCAGCCACCGAUUUACGAGACAAGGAGAGGCUAGAGGAAGAAGGCGAUUCCAUUUUUUUCGAGUGCAGGAUACGACUGAAAAUAGAGUAAUGGUUACUUCUGUUUCCCUUUCUCCAUCAUCAUCCUUCUACUCUUCCGUUUCUUCAAUUUUCUUUCUCUCUUUCUUCUUUCUUUUAAAGCCUUUCGUUUUUUUUCUGCCAAUUGUUUCUACCUUAUAUUUUCGAUCCCUUUCAUUUUCUCUUUUUCAAUGAUUAUUACUGCAACGGAUACGUAAAGAGAGAAGAAAACGCCGUUUUACUAAUGAAUAAAUAGAUAAAGAAAUAAAGGAAGAAAUACAUGAGUAGAUAGAUAAAGAAGACGGAAAGAAAGAACAGAAAGGGAUUUAGCAAAUAUCUUUGAAUUUCAGUGACUGAAAUACACAAGAAAUUUGUUUUCUGAAAAAGUCUUCUGGUGAUUGCUGAGGAGGUAAUUUAUCAUGAAUAUAAAGCACAUUUGCAUAAUAUGUGUACUUUAGGAUUAUGCAUGCAUGUCUGAAUAAUUGUGAUAGGUGUGUAUUGUACAUACAAAUAUUAAGAUGAUAGUUGGCUUGGAAGUCAAGUAUCUCGCUAGCGACUAAGGUGAACGAUUAGCUACUGUCAAUAGUCCUUUUAACGAGUAUAAUUUCAUACUAAGUUCGUCCUUUGCGGUUAAAGCCUGUUCUUAAUGUCUCGCCAAUGACAAUAUAUGUAGAGGAGCUUUAUAUGAGUGUGGGAAUACUCUUCUAUGGUCCUGUUUAAACGUGAAGAUUGAGUUUUUUUGAAUGAAAUAUACUUUGUCCGUUUAUUGUGAAUAAUAUGUUGAUUUUGCAUGGCAUUAAUUAUAUUUUGAACUUUCCGUAGUCAGAAAAAGUAUGUGUUUUGCAUUGGUCUUACUUGUAGGUGUACAUAUUUUGGUAAUUUUGACAUGAUUUUUGUUUUUUUUCUCUCUCUCUAAUCUUAGGUUCUCGCCACUGCCAGCAUUGAUAUAAGUUAACUAGGUAAUAAAUACAUAUCAGUUUUUA
Penaeus chinensis is the source of this 6885-nucleotide messenger RNA. RefSeq lists its product as uncharacterized. The transcript is spliced from 22 exons. The coding region runs from base 1 to 5880 and encodes 1959 amino acids. NCBI's taxonomy places the organism in Eukaryota, Metazoa, Arthropoda, Malacostraca, Decapoda, Penaeidae. Gene Ontology annotation, molecular function: metalloendopeptidase activity; zinc ion binding. Gene Ontology annotation, biological process: proteolysis. The record is from RefSeq and is a predicted model, not a curated record.